AACGUUAGAGCUCCUCGUUGUGCACGAUGUCGAAAUCAUGGCGUUAUAUCCUAUCUCAAAGGGCACAAACGCUAUUGUCGAUGGAAGGAUUGUCAGUGCCCGAAAUGUAGUUUAAUAACCGAAAGGCAACGCUUAAUGGCAGCACAAAUUGCUUUAAAACGAGAUACAGAAGAAGAACCGACAAAUAGUAUGCUAACUAUGCCAUCCCGUUGCCUCCCUAUUUUCUCAUCGUCUUCUGACAACUCGAGCUUGCCUGCUUGCGAAGAAGAGAGUCCUAAGAACUUUAAUCUUGAGAACGCCGUCGUGAACCGAACCUUAAAACGAGAGGCAAAUGAAGACCUACAAGAAUCAAAGACUUCAUCAAAAAGGCGGCAUACUAUCUCACUAGAUGAAAACCAGACAACAAACAAUCAGGGAGGUAUGAGCGAACACACCAUGAAAGACUGCGAAGAAGUGGCUGUUUUUACGUCACCAGUUCGAGGGGAUGAUGAAGUCACAACAAAAACAAAAUCUCCUCCAGUUGAGCUACUUUGUCGACUCUUCCCAACUCAGAAGCCAAGUGUACUGAAACUAAUUUAUCAAGGUUGCAAUCAGGAUUUAAUCAAAACCAUUGAAUGUGUUUUGCCAAGUCACGAAAAGUCUAUGGCCGGCAUCAGAUAUCAUUCAAUGACAACAAACGUUCCUGUUAGUUCACAGUUUAUCCCACAUACCUUUCCACCAUUUUUUUCUUACCCAAUGAAGCAGCAACAUCGUCUAUGUAUUCCUCCAGUCUCUAUGGCAGAAUCAUUACCGCUGUGUAGCAUACACGAAGGUUCGACAUUUAUGCGUGGUUACUUUGGCAACCGUAGUUUCCAUAGCGAGGCAAAAUGUCAGGAAUUCAAUGAAGAGAUGGUAUUAGUCUCACAGCGCGUGUGUCCAGGUUGUCGCAAAAACAUAUCUUUAGCAUUACGAGUUUGCAAUUUUUGCGGACAUAAUGUGGAUUUGUCUUCCCCUCAUAGAGAAUGAAUAUUUCUAUAUGACGAGUGAGGGGUGUAGCGUGAUUUUGAAAUAUUGUCUGUUUGAGUGAUUUACUAUCGAGUGAAAUUGUUUGAAAAAACCUUAAAC
Molecule: messenger RNA, 1104 nt
Organism: Xenia sp. Carnegie-2017
Lineage: Eukaryota; Metazoa; Cnidaria; Anthozoa; Malacalcyonacea; Xeniidae
Product: doublesex- and mab-3-related transcription factor 3-like
Exons: 2
Coding region: 136-1005 (289 amino acids)
Source: RefSeq, a predicted model, not a curated record